ACAGAAAGAGAGACAGACAGAGGGAGGAAGUGAGUCAGACAUAUUCAGAGACAGAGUGAGGCAGACAGAGACACACAUAUAGGGAGAACACAGAGGAGAGACACAGACUCACACACAAACCGUGGAAGGACAGAGAGGGGCAGACAGAGGGACAGAGUUGGAGGUUAGAUGAGAAACCCUCGGUAGGACAGAGAGAAUCAGGGAGAGCUAGGCUGUCUCCACAGAGACGCUCCAGAGCCUUGCCUGCAUGAAGCUGGAUUCACUGACUUGGUCUCAGCCUCUCUCCAAAUCUCCGUGUCCCUCCGGCCACAUCUGACUCUCUCUUCUGCCUGGGUCUGUUGUAGCUCUUCAGGACCAGCCCAGCAGCUUCUCCACAUCCUGCAUGAUGGGGCUACAGCUUUUGCUUCUCAAUCUGCUCAUGGCUGCUCCAGGGCUUUCCCAAGAUAACCGCAUUUUGGGGGGCAGCCCAUGCUCCCCCAACUCUCAGCCAUGGCAGGCGGCUCUCUUUGACGGGCCCCAACUGCGCUGUGGGGGUAUCCUGGUUCACCCCCGAUGGGUGCUCACUGCAGGGCACUGCUGGUUUAAGAGGUUGUAUGUGCGCCUGGGUGAGCACAAUCUUCGCCAGAAGGAUGGGACCGAGCAGUUCUUCACCAGCACCCGCAGAGUGCCCCAUCCGCAGUUCAACCCCAAAGCCAGAGAAAGGGACCAUGACCUCCAGCUGGUGCAGCUGUCCAAGCCGGCCACCCUGAACCGCGCCGUGAAGCCGGCGCCCCUCACCCACAGCUGUCCGGCCCCUGGCACCGACUGCCUCAUCUCCGGCUGGGGCACCAUCUCCAGCACUGAAGUUUUGAACCCGGAGGAACUUCAGUGCGCCUGGGUGAAGACAGUGGACCAAGAGCAGUGUCGAGCCAGAUACGGAGGUGCCAUCAAGGAGAGCAUGGUCUGCGCGGGGGUCCAGGAGGGGGGCACGGACACCUGCCAGGGGGAUUCAGGAGGCCCCCUGAUUUGUGGGGGUACCCUGGCAGGUGUAACGUCCUGGGGCCAACCACGAUGUGGACUCCCCAACACCCCGGGCGUCUACACCAACAUCUGUCGCCAUCUGGACUGGAUCCGCAGGGUCACCGGAAUCAAAUAGCUCCCUGAGGCUGCUUGGGGGAGUCACGACAUUCUGCACCCCAACCUCUCUUUGGGGGAAGCUGAUGGGGGUGCCACCCAGACGGUGCUCACGGGGGAGGGGUCAGAAAGGAGCCGGAUAACUGGAGACGGGACCUCCUUGUGGGCGGGGAACGUGUC
Messenger RNA from Ornithorhynchus anatinus (platypus), 1293 nucleotides. Its product is annotated as kallikrein-8-like. NCBI's taxonomy places the organism in Eukaryota, Metazoa, Chordata, Mammalia, Monotremata, Ornithorhynchidae. Gene Ontology annotation, molecular function: serine-type endopeptidase activity. The record is from RefSeq and is a predicted model, not a curated record. The transcript has 6 exons. Gene Ontology annotation, biological process: proteolysis. Bases 383 to 1135 code for a protein of 250 amino acids.